This is a messenger RNA of Myxocyprinus asiaticus (Chinese sucker), 9705 nucleotides long. Its product is annotated as phosphatidylinositide phosphatase SAC2-like. The record is from RefSeq and is a predicted model, not a curated record. Gene Ontology annotation, cellular component: early endosome; clathrin-coated endocytic vesicle. Gene Ontology annotation, biological process: phosphatidylinositol dephosphorylation; regulation of endocytic recycling. Lineage: Eukaryota; Metazoa; Chordata; Actinopteri; Cypriniformes; Catostomidae. Gene Ontology annotation, molecular function: phosphatidylinositol-4-phosphate phosphatase activity. The coding region runs from base 350 to 3721 and encodes 1123 amino acids. The transcript is spliced from 20 exons.
UUCAGUCGCUUGCUGAACUGCUCCCCUCAGUGGAAAUUAUUAGACUGGUUGGCACAUUACCAACCAGUUUAACAUCACCAGCGUUUAAAUGCGCCGAGGACUCAUUUUCGAUGGUCGGCCAGUACUUGACAUAGCGACACGAUGCGGAGUUUUAUCAGAUUAUUAUAAACCUUCACUCAGGUACAGAGCUAGCAGGUUAGCUGGUUCAAAGCACCAGGCUGCUGGCGUUUACAGGGACUGCCUGUAGGACGUCAAGGGAGCCGCUUCAUCAUUUCCUCGUUACUCGGAUCGGGAACAAAUCCAGCUGUUUGGUUUCUGGACGCGCUCAUGUUUUGGCAUUUUGGCGAGCAUGGAGCUGUUUCAAGCUAAAGAUCAUUAUAUUCUCCAGAGCGGAGAUAACGCGCUGUGGUGCAGCAGGAAGGACGGAUCUUUGAUCGUGAGACCGGCAACUGAUCUGCUGCUGGCCUGGAACCCUGUCUGUUUGGGGCUUGUGGAGGGUGUUAUUGGAAAAAUACAGCUUCAUGCUGAUCUUCCUCUGGGCCUGAUUCUGAUUCGCCAGAAAGCACUGGUGGGCCUGUUGCCAGGAGACCACAAAGUGUUCAAGAUCACCAAGAUAGUAGUCAUUCCACUCUCAGAGGAUGAACCACAGGAUCUGGAAUUAGAGCUUUGUAAAAAACAUCAUUUUGGAAUCAACAAACCUGAGAAAAUCACCCAGUCACCGGAUGAAUCAAAGUUCUUGCUGAAGACACUGAGUCAGAUCAAAUCUAAUGUUGCAGUGCCCAUCAAGAAAAAGGUGAAAGAGAAUAAAGAGAAGGAGCGUCUAGAGAAGCGGCUGCUUGAUGAGCUCUAUAAGAUAUUCAUGGACUCUGAUUCAUUUUACUACAGUCUGACCUAUGACCUUACCAAUACAGUCCAGCGACAGGGAGCAUUAGGCGAGUCAGAUUUGCCCCUCUGGAAAAAGGUGGAUGAUAGAUUCUUCUGGAACAAACACAUGAUCAAAGACCUCAUCGACUUGAAGGUGCCUCAGGUGGACUUUUGGGUGAUUCCUAUCAUCCAAGGUUUUGUGCAGGUGGAGGAGCUGGUGGUGAACUACAACGAGAGCUCUGAUGAAGAGAAGAGCAGCCCGGAUACACCUCUGCAGGAACCCACCUGUGUGGAUGAUAUUCACCCACGUUUUACAGUGGCCCUCAUCUCCAGACGAAGCCGCCAUCGUGCAGGAAUGCGCUACAAGCGAAGAGGGGUGGACACAGACGGACAUGUGGCCAACUAUGUGGAGACCGAGCAGCUAAUCCAUGUGCAUAGCCACACGCUGUCCUUUGUACAGACACGAGGCUCCGUCCCUGUGUUUUGGAGCCAAGCUGGUUACCGCUACAACCCCAGACCUCGGAUAGAGAAAGGAGAGAGGGAAACUAUGCCUUACUUUUCCUCUCACUUUGAAAAGCAAGUUGAGAUUUACAAAAAACUGGUCAUUAUUAAUUUAGUGGACCAAAAUGGACGUGAGAAGAUAAUUGGUGAUACAUUCCUCAAACAAGUGCUGCUGUACAAUAAUCCCAAUCUAACAUAUGUUUCAUUUGACUUCCAUGAGCACUGUCGAGGGAUGAAGUUUGAGAAUGUGCAGACUCUCACUGAUGCCAUUUGUGACAUCAUCACGGACAUGAGAUGGGCCUGGGUGGACCAAGCAGGAGUCAUCUGCCAGCAGGAGGGCAUUUUCCGGGUUAACUGCAUGGAUUGCUUAGAUAGAACUAAUGUGGUACAGGCCGCUAUCGCCCGUGUAGUCACAGAGCAGCAGCUGAAAAAGCUUGGUGUAUUGCCACCCGAGCAGCCACUGCCCCUCAAGUGUUACAGGAUCUAUCAGGUGAUGUGGGCCAACAAUGGAGACACCAUUAGCCGUCAGUAUGCUGGCACAGCUGCCCUAAAGGGUGAUUUUACACGAACAGGAGAGCGAAAGUUGGCGGGGAUGAUGAAGGAUGGUGUGAACUCAGCUAAUCGUUACUAUCUGAACCGCUUCAGAGACGCCUACCGCCAGGCCGUCAUCGACCUCAUGAUGGGCCUUCCAGUUACGGAAGACCUGUACUCCAUCUUCAGCAAAGAGAAGGAACAUGAGGAGAAGGAGAGCCAAAGAGGAGCUCAGGAGCAGGUUAGCUUUCUGCUGCAGACAUACAUGCAGCUACUGCUGCCUGAAGAUGAGAGGUUCCAUGGUGGCUGGGCCCUUAUAGACUGCGAUCCAAGUCUAAUAGAUGCCACACACAAAGAUGUUGAUGUUCUUCUUCUUCUGUCCAACUGUGCAUAUUAUGUAGCCUACUAUGAUGAGGAAGCAGACAAGGUCAACCAAUACCAAAGGCUCAGUUUAGAAGGUCUUGAAAAGAUUGAAAUUGGCCCAGAACCUACUCUGUUUGGAAAGCCUAAAUACUGCUGCAUGCGACUGCAUUAUAAGAAUGGGGAGACAAGUGGUUACUUUCAUACACUGAGAGCUGUCACACGGAAUGCAGAGGAUGAUGGAAAAGACACACUCCAGUGCAUUGCGGAAAUGCUUCAAAUUACAAAGCAAGCUAUGGGGCUUGAUGUCCAGGUCAUUGAGAAGAAAUUAGAGAGGAGACACAGUAAACCACAUGAGGAUAUUAUGGGAAUACAAGGAAAAGCUGUGGACCAAGUCUUUGGGUCUGGUUUGGCUCAAGGCAAAAGCUUCCUCUUGAACAAGUUCUCAACGCUAAACCAGAAAGUGAAGCAGACAAAGACCAACGUCAACAUGGGAAAUUUCAAGCCUUUAGGGAGACUAGGGACCUUCUCGAAGCCUGAGGUGAAAGUGAACUUCCUAAAGCCCAAUUUGCAUGUGAACCUCUGGAAAUCUGACAGCAGUUUAGAGACUUCUGAUGCCAAUACUGGUUCGGCAGCCCUAAAAGACCUUAAUGAUGAACAUUGUGAAGAGAUCUCCUCUGAUUCUGAUUCCUACCACUCGGACGAGCAUCCAUGCUCAGGAUCUCGGGAAAACGUAGACUAUGUGCUUCCAAGCUGUGGAAUUGUAGCAUCUGUACCUCGACUUGGCAGUCGCUCACAAUCUAUUAGCAGCAUUGAGCUUGCAGUCCCCUCUGUCAUCCGAGUCACAGGCUGUGAUAACAAGACUACAGAUAACUUGUCAGUUGGCCUAGAUGACCAGUCUCCUGGGGCAGCCUCGGAGGCAGAAGAAGCCAUUCUGAUUGACUUUGGGACACCUAUUGAUGCUUACUGCCACCAGUUCGUCUACGAUGCCAAGACUAAAGCAAUAGAGGUGUUUGAGGAAGUGGCAGCACCACCCAAACCGCAAGCACCUCACGGUACCAAUUCCCCCUCAGCUCCAGAUGCAAGGCUAGGUUCUUCACAUUCUCAACCACAGCUCCCUCGACCAUCUCAGCUCGAGGUGAACUCCUCUGUUCCUGGGGGGAAUCUCCUGAGUGUCCAGCCUCCAGGCUCUGCCACAUCAUGCGGGUCACAAAAAAGUCUGGAAGGUAAUAUAGGACCCUCGCCAGCAGACAGCAAUGGAAGCCGUGUCGUUUCUCCCUUUGCUAAGAUCAGGAGCUCCAUGGUGCAGGUGGCAAGCUUGACCCAGACAGGACUUACGCAAGGAAUCAAUUUCGCUGUAGCAAAAGUUCAGAAAAGCCCAGAAUUAGAUGCUGUCAAUGAAACUCAAGAAAAUGAAUUGAGAGCAAUGUUUACACAGUGCCAGACUAGGAUAAUUCAGAUAUAGUUCUGUUAGCAGAUGCAUUUUUAGUGUUAGAUUGUGACUUCCAGUACAGUAACGGUAGCAAAAUCUCACAAAACUGAACAUUAAUUCACCUAAUGUCACACUCGUAAUAUCCCCUCCAGCUCACCAAACCAAAGUUUGCAGCCAGUGUUGUAGUAUGUAGUACAUCUAAGGACAUGUCCACACUAAAAUGUUUUUCAGUUGAAGACGCAUUGAGUUUGCUAUGUCUACACCUCUCAUCCUCACAGAAUUUUCGAAAACUCUCUCUAGUACCACUUUCUCCAGAAAACGAUGACAUUAGGAACCAAAAAUGUAUUAGUGUGGACUUGGCCUAAGAUUACCUUACUGUGCCCCUGAGUCUACGUCAAAUCCUAAACACAUCUGUAUAUUGCUGGUUUGCAUGUUAAGAAAUAACUCUUGAGGUAGACUAAGGCAGGCAAUAUUUAUUGCAUGUCAAGACCCAAGACCUAGAUUUGUCAUGUGUGACCCCAUUUGUGCAGUGCACUUGUUUGAAUUCACUGGCUGUUGUAGCUAUAACUCAAACCUUUCGAACUAAUAACCACAUUUUAAUAUCUAUCAGUGGGCAGCUUAAUAUUACGCAUUAGAAAAAUGGACCGUAAAGUUACAUUAUUAUACGGAUAUCUUUGAUGUGGUGUUUGUCAUUUAAAAUAUACCAAAAUAGAACCAGAAUAGUUGUGUAGGACCUGUGGUCAAAUUAUAUUAUUCAAAAUGUAAGUAUUAUAUGUAAGUACUAUAUCAGUUUCCUUAGAACUCUCCAAUUAAGAUGUUUAUAGACAGAUAAUUUUUUAUAUGCUCUUAAGUUUAUGACAAUGGCUAAUGGAAAGAGGAAAGAGGCCACCUCCCGUUUUUGGGCUCUGUUGAUGCAGUCAUGCAACCUAAUUAGUCAACUCUGUCCAAUGGGGAAACCGUUGUUUCACAGAGUUAGCAGAGGACUAAAACAGUUAUUUAUUGUCAGAAGUUUUUUUGAGGUUAUACAAAAGCAUAUGUCUUAAAAUAUUAAGUUUAUUUCAUAUUUUGAGUUGUAAGUGGUGGGAUAAAGUAAGAGUGGUCUGUUAAUAUCUUAAAAUGCUCUGCUUAGACAUACUGUAGGGUGAACUCCAUCUGCAAAGAGGACCUGUGUCAAAUACCUGUUAAAACCUGGUAAAUCUGUUAUUUGCAAAUUCAGAUUGGUAUUCAAAUAUACAAAUGUACCAAACAAAUCUAAAGUUAUAGGACUUUAGAUUAAUAUUUGACACAGGUCUGAUGCAAGGUAGCCUUGACAGUUUUUGCACUCUUAAAUGGCAAGAGCAAGCCUUACCAGAUUAUUAAAUGCAAGUCUACCUUCAGAUUACUGAUAUUUUCAUUCAACCCAUUCCGGUUAUAUUUAUGUUUUGUCUGCGGUGUAGAUAUUAUGUAUUUAUGCCAUGUCUUUAGAUAAUUCUCUCUGACUUGUAGGUCAUUCUGUUUAAAAUUAUUGAAGUGAUUCAGAUUAGAUCAUCAUUUGAGGCUGCCAUACCUCAUAAAUUCUUUAUGCAGAAAGAACAUCAAGCCUUACUGGACUAUGUCCAGUGAAUCCUAGAUUAAUUAUGCAUUAAUUAACAGAAUUUAAGUGCAAAUCCUGUGGGAUUGGGGGUUUAUUGAUGUUUGGGUACUUAGGUUCUAAGAAAGUCUUGAAUAGUUCAAUAUCAGACUAGCAUUACAAUAUUAAAAGGCCUGCCUCACACACUAAUCUCAUGUCCUAGCCAGUAAUUAUGACUAUGAAGAUCAUAUUGGCUUCUAUGGGAGACUUAUCAGUUCUAUGGUCCACAGGUACUUUUUCAAACAUCUAUCUUUUUACUCAUCUUUCUCCAUCAUAUCUACUCUAGCACAGACUGUAUGUACUGUGCAAGGCAGUGGGUUACACAAUGCUGUUGAAAUCCAUACACACACAGACAAUUCUGAGGCUGGUACAUCAUUUUAAAAACCCUCCAAGAUAAGAACUGUCUGUGCUUUAAUAUAUGGCGGCUGUUAUGCAAUACUGAAAAAUACAGUAUUGUAGGUUUUGGCAGUAAGACAUUUUUUUUUUUUACUAUAAGACAGCAUGCACUGGAAACAUUCUUCUUUGGCUGAGGUUUGUGCAGAGAGUUCUUGAAUCAGUACUUACGAUAAACAUUCAUCUUGUUUUGGGUGUGGGUUAGAUUGUUUUCGAUCAUGUAUUUUUAUUUUUUUUUCUAUGCAUAAAAAGUUGCACUAUCCUUGUGGUUGUUCCCUAGUUAUUUAUCACAAAGUGCUUUUGAAUUCACCUUUUCAUUUUCAUUUUUGUAACUGAACUGACAUCUCAUUUUGUAUUAUUUUGUCCCACAUCCAUUUUUGUUUAUGAAUUUGUCCAUAACUUUCACAUCAAGCGCAUUUCCAGUAUCUUUCCAUUUUCCAUAAAUGUUUGUGAAUUGUUUCCAUCCAUUGUAACCAGCUUUUUAUUGCAGAUUAUUUAUUAAAAAAAUAAAUAAAAUAAAAAAGAAUUUAACACGCUUAUACCCCAGCAUUUCCUAUGUUAAAAAACCUUAACUAUUGUAUAAACUGCUGUAUUUUAAAAUGUUAUGGGAUGUAUCUUUUUUUUUUUUUUUUUUUUUUUUUAAAAGUAAAUAAUUAGAAGAAAAUGUCAUUUGAUUCAUUUACAAGUUUGAUUAGCACCUGAUUAUUGAUGAUUGAAUGACUAGAAUAUGCUUCCAUAAUUUUCACUUCUGGAACAAUGUUUUCUUUAAGUACUUGUAGAUAUCACUUGAGAAUUGUUUUCCAAAGGAUUACAAACGUGGUAAGCAUGGCAACCUCUUUUCCAAAAUGUGGUUCCUCCCAGAGAAGACCUUUUAAAGGAGUAUUUCACCCCAAAAUAUAAAUUAAUCAUUUACUCACCCUCAUGCCACAUUUGUAUGACUUUAUUUUUUCUGCAGAACACAAAGAUUUUUAGAAGAAUAUCUCAGCUCUGUAAGUCAAUACAAUGCAAGUAGAUGGUGACCAAAACUUUAAAGCUCCAAAUGCACAUUAAGGCAGCAUAAAAAUGAUUCAUAAGACUCCAGUGGUUAAAUCCAUGUGGUCUGAGGCGAUCCAACUAAUAUCCAAAUAAAUAUGAGUCUUUUUUUUUUUUUCACUGUACAUUUUGCCAAGAGCUAAAUGGUGCUAGGAAGUAAGCUUGAAAUCAUGAUUGCCAAGGAGACUGCUGAUGUCAAGAUUUAUAGUAAAAAGUUAAGGGAGUUAUUUUUUUGGUCUGUUUUGCUUCAGAAGAGAUGGACUAAACCAGGGGUGUAAAAGGUUCUCAGAAAUUAUACUUAAGUGAAAGUAUGGAUACUGAGUGAACAUUUUACUCAAUUAAAAGUCCAAGUAUCUAGCCAAAAAUAUACUUGAAAGUAAAAACGUAUUUAUUUUAAAUUGUACUUAAGUAUUAAAAAAGUAAAAAGUAACAUUUCUAGCUAGAAUGAAAUGGAGGAGGUUGUGUGAGAGAGGAUAUUGUUAAAUUCGAUUGGUUUUUACUGUCUCUGACGACUGUCAUAUUUCUCCCCCAGUGGCAUUUGCAACCUGAUCAUAGAAUCAUGUUACAGUAACUACAUUUUUGCAAAAUGAUUACAAAAUGUUGUAUGUAACAUGGCAAUUUCCUGGUGGAAUGAACACUAGAGACGCUAAAACAACAAUGACUUUUAUCCCCUUUCACUCAAAUCACAACUAAAACAGCAGAUUAUCAGCUCAUAAACACUUUUCGCUCUGUUCCCACACAAUGCUAUCUUAUGACAUCUAAACACUUUUACUAUAGCUCAUGACACAUUUUAACAUUUGCAUUACACAACCAACUACAGUACAUUUACCAGCUUGUUUGAAUGUGAUCAAAUUUUGCAGUAGCUCAACUAAUAGUGUUGCAUAUGUGAUGCAAAGGACCAGGGUACGAGUCCUGAAGAGCAUGCGAGUCGACACAAGAGCCGAAAGUGUUAUAGAAGCACCACAAAAUGACAUGGUUGCUUCAUAAAUUGUUUUUCAUCUCACAUUUGCUUUUUAUGACACUAUCGGUGAGGUUUAGGUUUAAGACAUUUCACUUGCUUUUAGCAGCACACAAUGGACAUUUAACUUCCAUUAAAUGUGUAAUGAAUUACAUAAUUAGAUUUUGCAAAAACUUUGCCACAGUCACACAAUGUUCAUUGCAUGGGAGAAGGCACUCAAUUGCCAUGUCAGAGCACCCAGCCCCUUGAAAAAUAGAGAAGAUAAAAAAUAAAAUAAAUAAAAAUAGGCUUUAAAGAACGUUAGUAAUGUUGUUGGUUUUGUGAAUUGUUUUUUGAGGUUUGCUACCAAACCUUGCUGUUGAGCAGAUGGAUGAAUUCAAUAAAAUGUAUAAAAAAAAAAAAAUUAAAAAAAAUUCUCCCAAUUUGUAAUGCCCAAUUUCCACUACUUAGUAGGUCCUCAUGGUGAUGUGGUUACUCACCUCAGUCCAGGUAGCGGAGGACAAGUCUCAGUUGCCUCUGCUUCUGAGACCGUCAAUCUGCGCAUCUUAUCACAUGGCUUGCUGUGCAUGACACUGCAGAGACUCACAGCAUGUGGAGGCUCAUCCUACCCUCCACGCCCCAUUGAGAGCAAGAACCACUAAUUGCGACCAUGAGGAGGUUGACCCAUGUGACUCUCCCUCCCUAGCAAUCGGGCCAAUUUGGUUGCUUAGGAGACCUGACUGGAGUCAGCACACCCUGGAUUCGAACUCGCAACUCCAGGGGCGGUAGUCAGUGUCAAUACUCGCUGAGCUACCCAGGCCCCAAUAAAAUGCAUAAUAUUUACUCAGAUUCCAUUAUUUUUAUCAUCAUGAUCAUUGCUGGUUUUAUAGUUAUUAUAAUAAUUCAUAGAUGUAAUUUAAAUAUGAAUGCAAGUGUAGAAAUAAAUGUAGACAAUUACAAAAGCAUUUUGUUUUUAUAUUAGGGGUGUAACGGUUUAUCGUGGCACGAUGCAUCGUGGUUCAAAAAUGUAAUGUGUGGAGAUGGGAUGUUUUUAAAUUUGUUUUAUUAUUUUAGCAUCUGUUCUAUCCAAUACACACAACGUCCUACACCUACGUAACACGAGCAUACAAAUGGAAAUCGCUUUAUUGGCACAAGGUGCUCUAAAAUACGAUUGCACACUAGCAGCCACAUAUCUACUAUAUAUAACGCUAAAUAUUAUGUACAAUAAUAUGGGGGAAUAUAUUCCUAAUGUCAAAUGUCAUGUCUAAUUUGAUUAUACCAGUAAAUUAUUAUUUAACUGGAUAAGCAUGCACUUCCAUUAAAUAUGUAUUUUUGAAAGGAAUAUUUAGAUGUAAUAAAAGACAAUACUAUUUUAAAAGAGAAAUUUUAAUUUAAAAUAUUUUUAAUUUUGUCAUCAGUGACAGUGUGUAAGCAGCAUAUAGUAUGUAUCUAACAUAAUUCCAUAAUAUUAGCUAAUAUUUCCAUUUGGUACAGCAUGAGGGUGAGUAAAUGAUGAAAGAAUUUUCAUUUUUGGGUGAACUAUUCCUUUAAUAGCAUUGAGAUAAAUUGUAAUAGAUAUUUUGCAUUCAGAUGUGGUGUGACUGUUUUGUGGCUCCCAUAGUCAGACUAUGAAAUGCAACACUAAACAGAGAAGAAUGCUCUGGUGUUACAUUUCAAAACACCACAUUAACAUGUCAGCUUGGGCACUGUCUUCGUAAUACAGCCUUUGCCAUGUUUAACAAGGAAAUCAUGCAAUCGCACGGUUUAUGCAUUUGGGAAAAUGACAAGAAUCCCAAAUUCUUAUUGUUACAUUGACAAUAUAUAUAGAAUUACACUAGGUUAUCAAAACUUUAUUUUUCUUUAAUACCCAGAAGUGCCAAGUGUGUAAUUAUUUGCAGUAAGGCAGUUAUACUUUGUCAUACAUCUGCAUUUGCUUAUGUUAACAAAUUUAAAAACAUUUGAAGCAUUGUAUAAAAAACAAUUCCCUACUUAACCAGUGUAAGUUUUUACCCAAACGUUUAAAGUAAAAAAAAAAACAAAAAAAAA